Molecule: messenger RNA, 4586 nt
Organism: Python bivittatus (Burmese python)
Lineage: Eukaryota; Metazoa; Chordata; Lepidosauria; Squamata; Pythonidae
Source: RefSeq, a predicted model, not a curated record
UAACCAUGCUGCUUGCCUAUCUAUCAGCUACCUGUCUAGGUACCACUUUUUCUGUUGCUUUGUUUACACCAAUGUAGCCUUCAGUUAACAGGAGAUUUCUUCGAAAACUUCCAUAAGCUGAAGACUUUCAGCUGUACAUCGAUGGCUUCUGAAAUUUUCUUUUUACUGAGCUUAAUUAAUGUUUGAUACAUUUUGUGUCUGCAGCCAGAACUGAAAGCGAAUGGAGAUUGAAUUGCUUUGCCUCUUUUUCCUAUUUCUACAAAGGAAUAAAAAUGUACAAGGAAGUUGUGAUUCAGGGAGUGCCAUGAACUGUGAAGACUGUUUGCUCUCUGGACCAAGCUGUGGCUGGUGUUUUCAAGAGAAUUUCACUGAUCCAUCUGAAAUUCAUAAAAGGUGUGACACUCUUGAAAAGCUUCUUUCAGAAGGAUGUCAGCUGAGUUUAAUUGAAUUUCCCAUUUCCAAAAUAGAGAUCCAUAAAAACAAGAGCCUGAGCGACAGGCCACAGAUAAACAGUUCAGAAGUUACUCAGAUUUCUCCUCAAAAGAUAACUGUUUUCCUACGGCCAGGAAAUGAAGAAACAAUACAGAUCAAUGUUCGUCAGACUGAAGAUUAUCCAGUUGACCUCUACUACCUCAUGGACAUUUCAGCUUCUAUGGAUGAUGAUCUGAAUACCAUAAAGGAACUGGGGUCUACCCUGUCAAAAGAAAUGUCGAAGCUCACAAGUAACUUUCAGAUGGGCUUUGGGUCUUUUGAUGAAAAACCAGUUUUACCAUUCAUCAGUACCCUGACAGAAGAUUUACAAAAUCCUUGCCGAAAAAUCCCACAUGAUUGUUUGCCAACAUUUGGAUACAAGCAUGUUCUCUCGUUGACAAACGAUGCAGAAAGAUUCAAUGCAAUUGUGAAAAAACAGAAAAUCAGUGCAAAUUUAGAUACUCCAGAAGGAGGAUUUGAUGCAAUUAUGCAGGCAACUGUUUGUAAGGAAAAAAUUGGCUGGAGGAAUGAUUCAUUACAUCUUUUAGUGUUUGUGAGUGAUGCUGAUUCUCAUUUUGGGAUGGAUAGCAAAUUAGCAGGAAUAGUUAUUCCAAAUGAUGGAAAAUGCCACUUGGAUAAACAGAAUGAAUAUUCCAUGUCAACUGUUUUGGAAUAUCCAACAUUAGGACAAUUGAUAGAGAAGAUUGUGCAAAACAACAUUCUGUUAAUUUUUGCAGUCACUAAGGAACAAGUUCCUUUGUAUCAGAAAUAUGCUGAUCUUAUUCCUGGAGCUACUGUUGGAAGACUACAGGAUGAUUCUGGAAAUAUCCUCCAGUUGAUUAUAGAUGCAUAUAAGUCACUCAGGUCUGAGAUAGAGCUGGAGGUACUAGGAGACACAGAUGGACUAAAACUUGCUUUCACUGCCAUCUGUAGCCAUGGCUCUGCCUUUCCAAAUGAGAAGAAAUGCUCUCAUAUUAAAGUUGGAGAAGUGGUCACUUUCAAUGUGACUUUAACUUUAAGCACUUCAGCUUGUGGUGAAGGAAGAAGGAAAGUCCUAAUCAGGCCCACUGGACUAAAUGAAGUGUUGGAAAUCGAAAUCCAGCCCGAGUGCAGCUGUCAUUGUCAGAAGGAAGCAGAGGUGAACAGCUCCAAGUGCAACUACGGGAAUGGUUCUUUUGAGUGUGGGGUAUGUGUCUGUAACCCCAGCUACAUGGGUCCUGACUGUAAAUGUAGCGAGAAAGAUGCACUGAGUACGGAGUCCUGUAAAAGUUUUCCAGAACAAACCUUGUGCAGCGGAAGAGGUGACUGCUAUUGUGGACAAUGUAUUUGCCACCUUUCAGCAUAUGGAAAUAUUUAUGGGCCAUACUGUGAAUGUGAUGAUUUCUCUUGUGGAAGAUCUAAAGGGCUGGUCUGUGGAGGCAAUGGGGACUGUGACUGCAGUCAGUGCAUUUGCCACAGUGGCUGGACAGGUGAAUACUGCAACUGCACUACAGACACUGAGAGUUGUAUUUCUAACAAUGGCAUCAUCUGCAGUGGGAGAGGCAAAUGCAUGUGUGGAAAAUGCGUGUGCGCAAAUCCUGGGGUUUCAGGCAACUUCUGUGAAAAAUACCCUACCUAUGAUGAUCCUUGCAGCUCUAAAUGGAGCUGUGUGGAAUGUUAUCUAGCUUCUGCUGAUCAACUGCAUCAGGAAGACUGCACUGAAAAAUGUAAAUUGGUUGACACAAGGAUCAGGCAUGAGGAAGAUAUUGUGGAAGAUAAAUGGGUUCCUUGUGUGUUACGAGGGAAAAAUGAAUGCAUUAUCACAUUUCUGAUGGCAGCUGAUAAAGAGGGAAAAGCCAUCAUUCACAACAUAAAGCAGAAAGAUUGUCCACAACCUCCAAAUAUUACAAUGAUUGUGUUGGGUGUUUCUAUUGCAAUAGUCCUCACUGGGAUUGUCUUACUUUGCAUGUGGAAACUGUUUAUUUCAUUUGAAGACCGUAAAGAAGUUGCUAAAUUUGAAGCAGAAAGGUCAAAGGCCAAAUGGCAAACGGGAACAAACCCCCUUUACAGAGGCUCCACAACAACUUUUAAGAACGUAACAUACAAGCAAAAGGAAAGGCAACCUGGCAGUACUGCCGAUACAUUCUACUAAUUCAAGAUUAUGAAAAAAAAAACAGUUCUGGAAAUAUGAAAAAAGGAAGUUUACUCUGUUUUGGAUGGACUUUGUCAAACUACUAUGUAUGGUAGUAUGAAAGUGUUAACAUUAGAGCAUGUGUGCUUUUAAAAGCUAGAAUGCUUUGCAACCAUGAAUGGAGCUGAGCAGCAUUAGAGGAGAUUAAAAACAAAGAACCAUCCGGCAUGCAGUGAUCCACCAAUUAAGUAUAACAUGAAAAUAAUCUCUGGUGCAAUUCUGCUGUAAUGAGAUUUGGGGAUUGGUCUGAAUGACCUUUCAAGGAACCCCUUUCAGCUGUUCCCUUCUGAUCUCAAAGUAAUUCAAGAUGUUAGGGCAAACCAUCUUUUCAAUUUCUGCUAAGGAAUAUGGUUCAGCCAGUUUUGCCAGUCCCAGCUCAGCAUUUUACUGAAAGGUUAAGAUAUACCCCUGUAGCAUCUGUGUUUUAAAUAUCAUCCAGAGAAAGAAACAUUUCAUUUUUAAAAGUAAGAAAACUUGGGAGGAAAAAGUGUUCAUGAUUCAUUAAUAAAAUAUCCAGCAACUAAAGCUGUAUUCUUAACCAUGGUGCAAUCUUAGGAAUUCUGUUCAGAAGUCCCAUGAAGUUAAAUGAGAUAUUUUCCUAUGAAAUGUGUAGCCUUCUAGAAGCAGCUGGACUAAAGUUGGCCAUACUGACUACAGAAGAAUUCAGGGAUGGGGGGAUAUGUUGCUGACUAAGAUCCUCUGCAUGAUAUGUAUGGCCACCAGAUUUUUUCCUUGGUGCCUUUCAGAUUCCUCACCCAUAUGAUUUUUGUAUUGUGCCCAACCAUAGCCCAAUGACAUCUCUUUUGUGAACAGCUGUUUCCCUUCAGGGCAGCCAGAAUGCAUACUAUUUGCUUUCAAAAUUCCAAUAUAUCUAAUGGCCCCAAACAUUGGGGACCUAUGAUUAAUGGGGCUGCUUUUUUCCAAGUAUAUAAAUAUAUUUCAUACAGUGGGACUUAAACAUACUAUGCUGGACAUAUGGUUUUCAAUAAUGCAAAUUUUCUAAGAUAUUUUUGAGGGUGAGUGAGUGUGUAUGUUUUAUCCUGAAGAAUAUUUUUGGUAAUGGUGAUGGGAGUUUUUACUAUGAAUGUUCUAUGCAUAUAAAACACUGGAAACGUCUUUGUUGUUUUUAUUGAAAUAGUUUUGAUUGAAUAGUUAUAUAAGGCUGGACCUUAUAUAAGGCCAAAACGUUAUCAGUAUAGUAUUUGUACUAUUACUCAUUGCAGUCCCUUGGACAUUUUUUUUCUAGUUUGCAAAUGAGACACUUUUUUUAAAUGGAAUGUUCAGUGGUUUGCUUUUUUAAUAUGUUGAUAUGUAAACUGAAUUGCUUUGUUUUCACAUAGAUUCUCAGAUGUAAAAUGGAAGGGUAAAAGAAACAAUCAAAUAUCUUGACUGAGAUUUUUACAAACUCUAAUAUCUACAGACUAGACUACAUUUUAACCUUGCAUGUUAUAGGAACCAGCCUGUGUGAUUAAAUUAUAGUUCAACGUGUUGUAUAACACAGGGCUAAUUUAUUAAACCAUGGUUUAGUUCACAACAGUUAAACAUCAACUACAACCAUUUGGCCACCUUGAAACUGAUUUUUAAAUCCUCCUCUUCUGGCCAAUGUACUGUUUCUAUGUAGAUGACCCCAUUGGUAACCUAAGGUCUAAUCUAUUUACUUGCUCCCACUUCAGUAGGUCACUAUAAAUUUCCCAGAGUUGGUCCCUUCCUUACCUUUCUUAGCAGCCCAGAGCUAUCUUUCAAAUUCACUGACUCAGACAUUUUGUGAAAUAAAGCAGAUGAGUAACAAGGAUGAGGAGGAAGAAAGCAGGGUUAUACAUCAGACUGCCUUUCCUCAUGCUACAAGAGGGAUAUAGUACCCACGGUGUUUUCUGUAACAUGACUUAUGUGUGCAUAUGAUAAAAAUAAAAGUAUGUUUAAAAACCUAUGACUUUAUGAGCUAAUU